AGUGCUCCGCGCAUGAGCAAUUCCACCUCCCCGCAGCAGCCGCCAUUCUCCGUCUCGCUCCCCGGCGGAGAGAGGACUCAGGCGCCUCCAGUCCGCUCGGCGCCGCGGAGGGCGGGGCCUGGAAUCUGCGCGGGCCGGGAGCUGAGGCCGAGCCCCUGCAGGUGAUUCCUGACUGCAAGAUAAGGUCUCUUAUGACUUCUGUCUUCCAACUUUCCCUGUUCUGACUUCAUAGUUUCUAUACUUUCCAAUAGCAGCAGAAAAUGAACAAGUUCCGGGGACCAGUAACAUUCAAGGAUGUUACUGUGGAAUUCACCCAGGAGGAGUGGCAGUUGCUGGAUGCUGCUCAGAGGACCCUGUAUAGGGAAGUGAUGCAGGAGAACUAUCAUCACCUCAUCUCAGUGGGUUAUUGUGUGAAUAAGCCAAAUGCAGUCUUCAAGUUGAAGCAAGGAAAAGAGCCAUGGAUAUUAGAAGUAGAAUUUCCACGUCGGAACUACCCUGAAGACCUAUGGAAUACUCAUGACCAAGGAGCAAGAUACCAGGAAAGCCAAGCUAAAAAUUCAAGGAAUGGAGAACUCACAAAACAUCAGAAAACUCAUACCAAUGAGAAAGCCUAUAAAUGCAAUGAAUGUGGAAAGUCCUUCUGCCAGAAGUCUGUCCUCAUAAUACAUGAGCAUACUCAUUCAAAGGACAAACCCAGUGAAUGUGGGAAAUCUGUCUCUCGGAAUGGAGACCUCACAAGACAACAGAAAACUCCUACCAGAGAGAAGAUCUAUGAAUGUAAAGAAUGUAAGAAAACUUUCUACCACCUGUCAUCUCUCAGUAGACAUUUGAGAACUCAUGCAGGAGAGAAACCCUACGAAUGUAAUCAGUGUGAGAAAUCCUUCUACCAGAAGCCACACCUCAUGGAACAUCAGAAAACACACACAGGAGAGAAACCCUAUGAAUGUACUGAAUGUGGGAAGUUCUUCUACGUUAAGGCAUACCUCAUGGUACAUCAGAAAACACACACAGGGGAGAAACCAUAUGAAUGUAAGGAAUGUAGGAAAUCCUUUUCCCAGAAAUCACACCUCACAGUACAUCAGAGAACACAUACAGGGGAGAAACCCUAUAAAUGUAAGGAAUGUGGGAAAUUCUUCUCUAGAAAUUCACACCUCAAAACUCAUCAGAGAACUCACACGGGAGAGAAACCCUAUGAAUGUAGGGAAUGUGGGAAAUGCUUCUACCAGAAGUCAGCCCUAACAGUACAUCAGCGAACUCACACAGGGGAGAAACCCUUUGAAUGUAAUAAAUGUGGAAAAAACUUUUACUAUAAAUCAGACCUCACUAAACAUCAGAGAAAACACACAGGGGAGAAGCCCUAUGAAUGUAAUGAAUGUGGUAAAUCUUUCUCUGUGAAUUCCGUCCUCAGAUUACAUCAAAGGACUCACACAGGGGAGAAACCCUAUGAAUGUAAAGAAUGUGGGAAAUCCUUCUCUCAGAAAUCACAUUUUGUCAUACAUCAGAGAAAACACACAGGAGAGAAACCCUAUGAAUGUCAGGAGUGUAAGGAAACUUUUUUCCAGAAAUCAAAACUCACUGCACAUCAGAAGACACACACAAAGGGAAAAGCUUAUAAAGAGUAUAAAUUGGAAAGUUCUUCUGUCUGAAUUUAUCCUUCAGAAUAAUCAGAUAAUUUACAUGAGACAAAAACCUUAUGAAAUAUCAUCAGUAUGGGAAAAUUUCAGCCACAGUCUUUCAUCAUG
Balaenoptera ricei (Rice's whale) is the source of this 1742-nucleotide messenger RNA. It is a transcript of the gene ZNF25, whose product is annotated as zinc finger protein 25. Gene Ontology annotation, biological process: regulation of DNA-templated transcription. NCBI's taxonomy places the organism in Eukaryota, Metazoa, Chordata, Mammalia, Artiodactyla, Balaenopteridae. The transcript has 6 exons. The record is from RefSeq and is a predicted model, not a curated record. Bases 261 to 1646 code for a protein of 461 amino acids. Gene Ontology annotation, cellular component: nucleus.